AUAAAGUUAAAAAGUUAGAGAAGAGAGAGCUAAAGAAAUGGGGAGAGGGAAGAUAGAGAUAAAAAAGAUAGAGAACCUUAACAACAGACAGGUGACCUUUUCUAAGAGAAGGGCAGGGCUGCUUAAGAAGGCUAAGGAGCUCUCCAUUCUCUGUGAUGCUCAGGUUGCUGUCAUUGUUAUCUCCACCACUGGCAGGCUCUAUGAAUAUUCCAGUUCCAGCAUGGAACAUGUAUUGGCAAAGUACAAACAAACACCACACCCUUCAGAGAUUGCUCCAGUUGAUAAUGAAUCAAAGGCGUUCAAGAGUGAUUUGCAGCCGGAAGUAAGCGCUUUAAGAUCUGAACUGGCAAAGAUGCAUCAGCUCCACCGCCGAAUGAUGGGAAAAGAUCUUGCUGGAUUGAGCUUCAAAGAGUUGCAGCAUUUAGAGCAUCAAUUAGCUGAAGGGAUAUUAUCCGUCAAGGAUAUGAAGCUAAUGUUAUUUCAGGAGCAAGUACUAUUCCAGCAACUUGAAAAUUCAAGAUUACAGGAAGAAAAGAUUAAGCUGGAAAACCAAAAGCUUAGUGAACAGAUUGAAGAGCUCCGGCGCAACUCCAGGCAUUAUCAGGAAAACCAUCCCUCUGAAAAUACCUGCUGGGCAAGUGUAAGAGCAAUUUGUGAUUGCAGAUUAAAAAGAGAAGGAUAUAUAAACAAUUGUGCUUAGGCCUGUGAGAAGAGAAAUCUAAUGCUUUGAGAGUAAGGAGCUGAAACAAGGAGUCAUACUUGAUUUGUUAAGAUAUAUUUAUGUUUCCGCUUGGUUAUAUCUCAGUUGUAUUGGAAUAUCAAUGCUCCUAAGUCGAGAUGAACAACACUUGCAGAAGAAAGCAUGGAACUGCGUAAAAUUUAUUUGAGUAUAUAGUUUAUCAAGAUUGAUUUCAAGUUCAUCCGACAAAUUGGCAAAUUACAGUAUUCUAAUAUUUUCCAUAUUCCCGAAAUAAUCUUUACCAAUGUUACAUAUCUUUUUUAUCUUUAUUUUCUUUCUUUUCUUUUUGGUGAUAUCAUGUAUCGAUUUAUGUUAGCCGACCCCAAUAUUGUUUGGGACUAAGGCUUGGAUGUUGUUGUUGUUGUGUAUGAAAUCAGAAUUACAGGGUUAAAUAAGAUAUUUGUUCACGG
This is a messenger RNA of Cuscuta epithymum, 1149 nucleotides long. The record is from the annotation of a GenBank genome assembly. NCBI's taxonomy places the organism in Eukaryota, Viridiplantae, Streptophyta, Magnoliopsida, Solanales, Convolvulaceae.